GAAAACUUAUGCCACCCUCACUUUCCUGGGGGCAGAAAUGGAAGUGGAGGUGAACAGCAAGCAGAAGGUAUAACUACAGAAUCUCCAGGAUGACCAUACAGUUCCGUGCAGUCUUCCCAUUAGCCUUGCCUGGAGUGUUGGCACUCAUUGGCUGGUGGUGGUUUUUCUCUCGAAAAAAAGAGCAUGUCAGCAGUCAUGACAGGCAGGCAGGGGCCACAGCCAAAGAUCUUAGGACAGACACCCCAGUUGAGGAAUCCCUCUUGAGGGAAGAAGUCUACUACACCAGAGUAGUGCCUUUACCAUCAGAUGGUUCACGGCCUUCAGAAAAAGAGAUAGUAACUAUGGGCAAAUCUUCCAUGGAACUUGUAACUAUACCAUCACAGCCACAUCUGGUUCCAAGAAAAUCAGAUUCUUCUACCACCUUGUCUGGCACCACAGACACAAAGCUCCGACUGAGCUCACGCAAGGAAGACAGUGGAAAAUUGGAAAAAGCAGCAUCUCAAGAGGAAACGAGGUCUAUUCCUAAAGAAUCUUCACUUCCACCCCUGAAGGAUGCUUUGUUCCCCCAUGAAGCAAUAGAACUACAAAAACAAGAUUCCCCGUUUAGUCAGAUAUCUGGGAAAGGCUGGCCAGGCCAUUUGGAGGUCCCUUCCGAGCAGCAUGGCCCUUUGGAGAAGGUAAAGGAGACAAGUGGAAUAGAAGGAACAGGUGAUGCAGCUAUGGGAGAGAGUGUAUCUGAAGAAGGUGACUUGUCCCAUGACCUUGGUUCUGAAUCUAAGACCAGAGUUCCCAGACAGGAUGCCAUGAUGGAAGAAGAAAAAAGGAAGGAAAAGGGGAGAUGUCAGGGAGUCAGGUCAGUGCAGAAAGAAGAGUGUCUGGGGAAAGUAUUGAAUAGCUUCAUAGAGUCAACUCAAGCAGAAUUGUCACAGGAAGAAGAGGCACUAGCUCAUCAGGUCAGAGGCAGCAGAUCUGGAGAAGGUUACCUAGAUGGGGACCACCUUGUAGGAGAACUGAAGAAAGGAAGCUCUCUAGAGAUCAGAGAGGAUUUUGAGCAGGCAGCCAUGCAAAUCAUUUCCAAAGUGAUCUUAGCAGCAAAGGAAGAAAUACUAGGGAAAACAGUGGGUGACCUUAAACAACACAACUGUGAACCUUCAGUGAGCUGGGUUGAAGGCCCAGUGGAGGAGGAGAGCUUUGCCCUAGCCAGCCAGAAACUUGUCUUGGAGCAGAACUCUUCAGAUCCCAGCAGGGCUGAGAUUGAAGCACCGAUGGCAGCAGGAGAGACAGUAGAACUGGACGUAGCCAGCCCCCCAUCUGGCCCCCAGAUGGAGGACCUGGCUCACAAGCAGAAGACCUAUGUGAGUUGUCUGAAGAACAGCCUCAUGUCCAGUGCUGCCCUUGAUGGCAAGCCAAAGAAUUCUGCCCAGCGGAUCUCCCUGGCAGCAUGCCCACCCCAAGCCAUCCACCACAGUGAGUCAUUUGAGGAGGCCAGCAUCAGGGUAGAGGAUGCCAGCUGUGUCACCUGCAUGUCAGAGGACAGCCAGAGGGCUCAGUCAGUGUCUUCUUCUGGUAACUGUUCAGAUUCUGCGGUCACUUCUGGGCUAGAAGAUUCUUCCUUGGAGCCCAACCUAAGCCCCAGCAACAAGCUGCUUACUCCUCCACUGCUGGAAAGGACUGUGUCCUAUAGCAAUGGAGUGCUGAAAGGGGAGUCCUCUGACCUGGGGACAGAAGAUAGAUGGACCACAGAGACAGAGGCUGAUCAGUCUGGAGGUUCAGAUGUGAACAGCAUGGAUUCUGUGGACAGUGGAUGUGGCCUUAGGAAGACAGAAAGUCAUCCGAGUUCCCAGGCAGGCACUGAGACCAACAAGGUUGAGCUCACAAUCUGGGAGAUAGAAGUGCCAAAGCAUUUGGUUGGCCGGCUAAUUGGCAAGCAGGGACGAUAUGUGAGUUUCUUGAAACAAACGUCUGGUGCCAAGAUCUACAUUUCAACACUACCUUAUACUCAGAACUUCCAGAUCUGCCAUAUAGAAGGGUCUCAGCAUCAUGUAGACAAAGCACUUAGUUUAAUUGGUAAGAAGUUUAAGGAGUUGAACCUGACCAAUAUAUAUGCUCCUCCACUUCCUUCGCUGACUCUACCUUCUCUCCCAAUGACCUCCUGGCUCAUGCUCCCUGAUGGUGUCACCGUGGAAGUGAUUGUGGUCAACCAGGUAAAUGCUGGGCACAUGUUUGUGCAGCAGCAUACACACCCCACCUUCCACGCUCUCCGUAGUUUGGACCAGCAGAUGUACCUCUGUUACUCUCAGCCAGGAAUUCCAACCUUACCUACACCAGUAGAAGUAGCUGUAAUCUGUGCUGCCCCUGGGGUGGAUGGGGCCUGGUGGCGUGCCCAAGUUGUUGCCUACUACAAAGAGAGUGAUGAAGUUGAGAUCCGUUAUGUGGACUACGGUGGAUACAAAAGAGUGAAAACUGAAAUUCUUCGACAAAUCAGAUCUGAUUUUGUCACACUGCCAUUCCAAGGAGCAGAAGUCUUAUUGGAUAAUGUGACGCCUCUGUCAGAUGAGGAUCAUUUUUCACCAGAAGCUGAUGCAGCUGUAAAUGAAAUGACCAGAGGUACACCACUGCUUGCUCAGGUUACCAAUUACAAUUCUACUGGCCUGCCUCUCAUACAGCUAUGGAGUAUGAUUGGGGAUGAGGCGGUGUCUAUAAACCGAACACUGGUGGAGAGAGGACUUGCUCAAUGGAUAGACAGUUACUACACAAGCCUUUGAUACCCCCCAGGCAACCACCUCCUUUUUUGCACUGUGUUAGAAUUGGACUUGGCACUCAUGGGAAAGACUUGUUUCACAUCAAAAUACAAAAUGUUGUCCUACCCCAGUAAUAGUCAUAUUUUUGGGCCAUUUUGUGGUCACUUUAAGGAAACAAUCUCAUCUCUAUGGAAAGCAGGGAUAUAGCUUUACAACUCCCUAAUGUGGUUUCAAACUUAAAAAAAAAAAAUUCAAAAACAUCCCACAAACUAGGGAAGGGUCUUAAUAAAAUCAAGAUACUUUCUUCUCCCCUUCUCCCCCCCAAAAGUUGUGGCUAUUCCUGUUUCAUGAGUACAAUAGCAUUUUAAGCUGAGCUAUAUUUCCUGCUCAAGAAAGUUUGUUUUACUUUUAAAAUCUGUUGUUCCUAAGCUCCCUGGUUUGUGGUGUCUAGUGUUGAUGUGUACAGCCUGCUUUUUUAAAAAGUAGACCUAUCGUCCACACCCUUCUCAAGGACUUCAUUUGUUGAUCAAUAGGAAACCAAACUUUGCAGAAGUUAGGUACAGGACAACAGCCACCGUUGUGGCCUCUGGAGAUUCCCCCCAGUGGGGCCAGGAAGGUGGGUAAAGGAGAGAACCCGUCAGACUGCCAAGCCUAAUUGUAAUUUGUAACCAUUUUCUAUUUGUGCAAAGUUUGUAAAUAUAUAAAGAAAAAAAAUCACUGUAAUAUUUUGUACAAGAAACACUGGAGAAGAAAGGGAACUAGGCUUUUUUUCUAUCCCCACCCCCCAAUAUCCUUGAUUAGGUAGACAUGGUUCACUGUGUAUAGUCUUUCUAGCUGUCAUUCCCAAAGCCUCUUGGCAAGAUGCUUUCCGCCCUACUAUGUACAGGAUGGCAUGAUCAGGAUUGCUGUAUCGUAUGGAUUGAGGAAUUCUUUGCUAUUCUGCUGUACAGAUCUGUAAAAAGUAACCAAAUGGAA
This is a messenger RNA of Vombatus ursinus (common wombat), 3716 nucleotides long. It is a transcript of the gene AKAP1, whose product is annotated as A-kinase anchoring protein 1. Lineage: Eukaryota; Metazoa; Chordata; Mammalia; Diprotodontia; Vombatidae. Gene Ontology annotation, molecular function: RNA binding. The record is from RefSeq and is a predicted model, not a curated record. The transcript has 11 exons. Bases 90 to 2765 code for a protein of 891 amino acids.